Molecule: messenger RNA, 1742 nt
Organism: Juglans microcarpa x Juglans regia
Lineage: Eukaryota; Viridiplantae; Streptophyta; Magnoliopsida; Fagales; Juglandaceae
Product: glycine-rich RNA-binding protein RZ1C-like
Exons: 3
Coding region: 853-1566 (237 amino acids)
Molecular function (GO): zinc ion binding; RNA binding
Source: RefSeq, a predicted model, not a curated record
UGCCUGAGAUGCUAUAUCGAUUCAAAUCUGAUGUCUGGGCAUCUUCACAGAUUUUGUCAUCUACUUUAACUCCUUGGCAAUGCUAUAUCCAACAGCACAGAGAUCUAGUACAUAUAACCUGUUGUUAUGCCAGUUGAAAGUUUUCCAUAUUAGCGAUAGCUUGGAUGCCUAGUCUCUGUUUUCUAAGGUUAGAUUUGUUCAGCUUCAAUUUUAUCAGCUGGAACAGAUUCUUAAUUUCGCCAUCUUUCGACAGUGUUAAUGACUGGUUUUUUGUAAUCAUUUCACAUUUCUGGUUGAUGAACCGUUGAGGAAAGCAGCAGCAUUAUCAGAAAAGUUAGGCAGUAGUCUCCAAAAUGAAGAUCUGGUCCGAUUGGUUAUAUUCUGACGGUAUAUAUGUGUUUAUUCUGGAUUGGGGACAGGUUCAUGGUUUCAAAAAAAUGUCUUGUUCUGAGGUUAUCGCUGCCUGAUGUCCACCCUAUGUUUGUUUCUGGAGAGAUUGAUUUUGACUGAUACAUGGGUACCUCCAUAUUUUUCGUCUUUAGAUGUUUGUUGUUGAAAUUAAUGACAUCUUGAUCAGAAGAUACCGAAUCUGUUUGUACACUGUCACUACUGAAAAGAUUAAGUGGGAUUUUCUAAUCAUUUGUUUACAUUCAUUCUUGACUGUAUGGUGGGUUAAGACCAGUGUUUAUACUCCAACUGGUAUCUCAGAUUUUGUGGGAAGUUCAGUUCAGUGUCAUGUUUAUCGUCAGAUGACAGACAUUUACCAUCUGGCUGAUUCUUCUGGUUUGUUUAAGAAUUCUUUGCAAUAUGAAACAAAUUGCAUUGCCUUAUCCUUAGUGGAAAAGAAAAAUUAUGUUGGAAAGAGAUACAGGCCGUCCACGUGGAUUUGGGUUCAUUACUUAUGCAGAUCGUCGUGGAAUGGAAGAUGCAAUACGGGAGAUGCAUGGACAGGAGUUUGGUGACCGGGAAAUCUCUGUGAACAAGGCCCAACCCAAAAUGGGGGGAGAAGAUUUAGACCAUGGCUAUAGGGGGGGAGGUUACUCAUCUGGUGGCAGAGGAAGCUAUGGAGGAGGAGAUAGGUCUUCUGGGCAAGACGACUGUUUCAAGUGUGGGCGCCCGGGUCAUUGGGCCCGGGACUGCCCUUUAGCAGGUGGUGACCGAGGUGGGGGUGGUUCAUUUUCUUCUCGUUCUAGGUUUGGAGGGGCGGGUGGCCGUGGGGAUCGCUACAUGGAUGAUCGUUAUGAUGGAGGUCGCUAUGGAGAUAGGGACCGUUUUGACAGCAGAGACAGCAAAUAUGGAAGCCGUGAUCAUCGUCAUGUUGGUGACAGGUAUCCUCCUGGUGGGGAUCGCUUUGCAAGUGACAGGUAUGGUGGUUCAGAUCGUUAUCCUCAGAAUGGUUAUGGCAAAGACAGGGUCUAUGAUAGGGACGGGGGCUCACGAGCAGGCAGCGAUAGGUAUGGAAGUGGAGGGCCAGCAAGGACUGAGGGAAGAAGUUAUAAGAACAGGUCGGGGCCCUAUGAUCGCCCUGACAGGGCAGGGCGCCCAUCAUCCUUUGAUCGCUACUAGAUGUUUUGUGGUCAUGUCCUUUUGAAGCUUUGAGAUGUACACGCUAUGCUAGUAGGCUUUUUUUGGUUUUUUCUGAAGGUAGGACAGCAGGUUUGAUGGAUUACUUGCCCCUUUCAUCUGUUAAUUUCCCUUAUUGUCGUUGCAAAACUGAAUGAAUGCUUGACGACCAUUCUCCA